AUGCGUGAAUUUAAAGUAGUGGUUUUGGGUAGUGGGGGGGUGGGUAAAAGUGCUCUCACGGUUCAAUUCGUGAGCGGUUGUUUUAUGGAAAAAUACGAUCCGACGAUAGAAGAUUUUUACAGGAAAGAAAUCGAAGUGGAUAAUUCUCCAUGCGUUCUCGAAAUACUGGACACUGCGGAACGAGAGAUCGAUCGAUAUAUCGAUAUAUCGAUUCAUUGCCCAGAUCGAACGCGAGUGUACGUGUGA
Pediculus humanus corporis (human body louse) is the source of this 246-nucleotide messenger RNA. RefSeq names its product GTPase HRas, putative. The coding region runs from base 1 to 246 and encodes 81 amino acids. The transcript is spliced from 2 exons. Gene Ontology annotation, biological process: negative regulation of cell migration; Rap protein signal transduction. Gene Ontology annotation, molecular function: GTP binding; GDP binding; GTPase activity. Gene Ontology annotation, cellular component: plasma membrane. NCBI's taxonomy places the organism in Eukaryota, Metazoa, Arthropoda, Insecta, Psocodea, Pediculidae. The record is from RefSeq and is a predicted model, not a curated record.